AACAUCCCCCGCGUUUCACCAGCCUCCCUGCGUGGGGUCUCCGGGGACCGCUGUCCGGGGAGGCGGAAGACUCCGAGCCGCACCUCCCCCCGCAGGGCUGCGCAGCCCGAGAAAGCAGAAUCGAACCUCGCCCCCGGAGCUGCACCGGAGCUGGGAUCUAGGAAGAGAAACUUGCGACCGUGGCUGGGGCUGUACGCCCCCACCCCCACCCGGGCCCCGCCCAGAGCUCGAAGGAGGUUCACUGGGUCCCGACCCGGGACGGGGCCACCACCUGGCCCGCUCGCACCUUCUCGCUGGACAUCCCAAGGCUGAGCUGUUUCAGCGCCGUGCAGUUACUGAGUAUCGGGGUGCUCCAGGACAGGACAGGCCGGGACCCAGAGAGGCCGUCGCCGGGGACCCGGAAUACGGACUUCCACCCCUUCUGUGUUCUCUCAGCCCUCCGGAGACCCCAGCCUCCCUGGACCCUCCUCUGGAUACCACGUACCGCUGCUCCGUGCACCCCAGGGCAUUCGACCCCAGUCUUCCUGCCCUCCCCACCGAUCCUGCACCUCGGGUCCCCACCCUAGCUUCUCAGGGCUCCUCCCCCUGGUCCCCAGGGCGGCUCUGGUCAGCCCCCCUCGAGCCCCACAGCUGCCCAGGCAGGAGCGAGCCAUGCUCCAGCUCUUGGCGCUGCUGCUCCAGCUGCUGCCUGCGCUCGCUCAGCAGCCCGCGGCGCAGGACGUGAGUCUGGGCGUGGACUGGCUGACACGCUAUGGCUACCUGCCACCACCGCAUCCAGCCCAGGUCCAGCUGCAGAACCCUGCAAAGCUUCGGGAUGCCAUCAAGGUGAUGCAGAGGUUUGCAGGGCUGCCUGAGACUGGUGUCCUGGACCCAGUGACAAUGGCCACCAUGCAUAAGCCCCGCUGCUCCUUGCCUGAUGUGCUGGGGGUGGCGGGGCUGGUCAGGCGCCGCCGCUAUGCUCUGAGUGGCAGUGUUUGGAAGAAGCGAACUCUGACAUGGAGGAUACAAUCCUUCCCCCGGAGCUCUGCACUGAGCCAGGAGACCGUGAGGAAUCUCAUGCACCAUGCCUUGACCGCCUGGGGUAUUGAGUCGGACCUCAAAUUCCAGGAGAUGGAUUCUCAGAGCCCAGCAGAGCCUGACAUCCUCAUCGACUUUGCCCGGGCCUACCACCAGGACAGUUACCCCUUCGAUGGGCAGGGGGGGACCCUAGCCCACGCCUUCUUCCCCGGGGAGCAUUCCAUCUCUGGGGACACUCACUUCGAUGAUGAGGAAAUCUGGACUUUUGGGUCAAAAGAUGGUGAGGGGACUGACCUGUUUGCUGUGGCUGUUCAUGAGUUUGGCCAUGCCCUGGGCCUGGGCCACUCCUCUGCGCCUGACUCUAUCAUGAGGCCCUUUUACCAGGGCCCCGUGGGCCAUCCCUCCAAGUACCGCCUAUCCCAGGACGACCGAGAAGGCCUGCAGCAGCUCUAUGGGAAAGCGCCCCAAACCCCACAUGAUGAGCCCACAAGGACACCCCUGGCUCCUCCUCCCCUGCCCCCUGCCCUGCCCCCAGACAGACCCUCCCUCCCUGUCCCUGAUCGAUGUGAUGGCAAUUUUGAUGCCAUAGCCAACAUCCGUGGAGAAACCUUCUUCUUUAAAGGCCCCUGGUUCUGGCGUGUACAACCCUCAGGACAGCUGGUGUCCCCCCGACCUGCCCGGCUCCAUCGCUUCUGGGAGGGGCUGCCUGCUCAGGUGAAGGUCAUCCAGGCUGCCUAUGCCCGUCACCGAGAUGGCCGAAUCCUCCUCUUCAGCGGCUCCGAGUUCUGGGUGUUCCAGGAUCGGCAGCUAGAGGGCGCCGCGCGGCCGCUGGCUGAGCUGGGGCUGCCCCCGGGGGAGGAGGUGGACGCCGUGUUCUCGUGGCCGCUGAAUGGGAAGACCUACCUGGUCCGGGGCCAGCGCUACUGGCGGUACGAUGAGGCGGCGGGGCGUCCAGACCCUGGCUACCCGCGCGACCUGAGUCUCUGGGAGGGGGCGCCUCACACCCCCGACGAUGUCACCGUCAGCAACACAGGUGACACCUACUUCUUCAAGGGCGUCUACUACUGGCGCUUUCCCAAGGGCAGCGUCAAGGCGGAGCCGGACUCCCCCCAACCCAUGGGCCCCCAGUGGCUGGACUGCCCGGCCCCCAGCGCUGGCCCUCACUCUCCCAGGCUGCCCAAAGCGACUCUCAAGCCAGGACCCUGCAAUUGUCAGUGCGAGAUCAACCAGGCCUCGGGGCUGCCGUCGAUGCCCCUCCUGCUGCCCCUUCUGCCAGUGUUGGUGGGGGGCAUCACCUUCUGCUGAAGGGGCGGAAAACGCUACACUGAGGGGGCCGGGUUUCCCACCGCGCGUCUGUAGGGGGUUGUGAUCGCUGCUAAGCCUCAUUCUCUGUUCCCAGGCGCGAGAUCAGCAUGGAUUCAGCUGGGUAUAGAUGGGUGACAGGGAGACAAAGUCUGGCCCUGGGACCCAACACAGGGAAUGGUCCGUGCCGCUGCGGGCUGCCCCCUCAGGUCUGUCCUUUUCCCGGAAUAGUUGGCUUUUCUCAAGAGCUCAGCCGACUGACGCCCUGUAGCCCCUCUCCCUGCCUGGCAACAGCUGCUCACGUCUGUAUGGGUCUUUAGAACAAGGGCCCCCAAGCCCCGCUACCUGUUCGCAGCCAGGCGCGAGCGAAGUUCUCCAGUGCUCCGCCUCCUGUUGCCCUGGCACCUCUCCACCCCUCCCCCCGCCAGCGGGCGGGCAAAUGAAGCUAAGCUCACUUGAGCUCAGCCUCCCGUCCCCCACCUCACCUGAGCUCCUACCUUGCCUCCUGGCAUUCCCCUCCCAUAAAACCGGUCCCUAGUGCCCAAAAGAUUGGGGGGCGAGGCUUUAGAGGACCGGUCUGAUUGGGAGACUGAACCCCAGCCCUCCUCCUUUUCCAGAAGUUUCUCACCCUCUUCUGCUUCCACCAGGUCCCAGUCAACACCAUGUGGGUGAGGGCCCUGAGACCACCCCUGGGCAGCAGUGCUGCUUAUCCUAGGUGACAUCAGGGACCACGAGGGUGACCUUCCAUAAAUUGGUCCCUGGACCUCAUUGCAGGUCACCACCCCAGACCCAGCACUGUUCCCAUUUAAUAGGACACCCUCUUUAUUU
This is a messenger RNA of Phyllostomus discolor (pale spear-nosed bat), 3147 nucleotides long. RefSeq names its product matrix metallopeptidase 25 (gene MMP25). The transcript is spliced from 10 exons. Lineage: Eukaryota; Metazoa; Chordata; Mammalia; Chiroptera; Phyllostomidae. Gene Ontology annotation, molecular function: metalloendopeptidase activity; zinc ion binding. Gene Ontology annotation, cellular component: extracellular matrix. The record is from RefSeq and is a predicted model, not a curated record. Gene Ontology annotation, biological process: proteolysis; extracellular matrix organization; collagen catabolic process. The coding region runs from base 652 to 2322 and encodes 556 amino acids.